GUCACUCUCCCCGCGCGUGUCCAUGCUUCACCUGCCCUCGCUGUCUCGCCCAUGCGAGGGAAACAGAACAAAAACGAGGGCUGUACCUCAGUGGUUUCGAAGAAAGGCACGGUUUUGCUUUUCUAUAAAGACGGUUUUCUCCUAAAGCGCUGUGUGAAACGAAGGAGGGGAAAGCAGACAUGUGCGCAGACAUGAACAAGACUUUCCUGUGUAAAGACACCGCAAUGACAGUUGUGGUGGCUGGAGGGGCUCUCCCGUGGAUGGAGACCAACUUUCCAGAGCGCAAUGUCAGCCUGGGGCUCUCCACCACCCCUCUGGACUUCCCCAUCAACCCGUGGGAUAUCAUGCUUUGCAUGUCGGGCACUGUCAUCGCCUGCGAGAACGCCAUCGUGGUGGCUAUCAUCUUCUAUACGCCAACCCUGCGCACACCCAUGUUCGUGCUCGUAGGAAGCCUAGCCACAGCGGAUUUACUGGCAGGCAUGGGAUUAAUCCUCAACUUUGUGUUCCAGUACGUCCUCUCCUCAGAGACUAUUAGUCUUAUUACUGUUGGGUUCCUAGUGGCCUCCUUCACGGCGUCCAUAAGCAGCCUGCUGGCUAUAACAGUGGACCGGUACUUCUCUUUAUACAACGCACUGACUUACUUCUCAGAGAAGACGCUCCACUACGUGCACCUGAUGCUAGUGAGCACAUGGGGCGUGUCUCUGUGCCUGGGCCUGCUGCCUGUGCUAGGCUGGAACUGCCUGGACGACCCAAGCUUGUGUAGCAUCGUGCGCCCACUCACUCGCAGCAAUGUGACAUUGUUGGCGGUCUCUUUCUUCAUAAUCUUCAUACUCAUGCUGACCCUCUACUUCAAGAUCUGCAAGAUCGUGUGCCGCCACGCGCACCAGAUCGCUCUUCAACAGCACUUCUUCACCACAUCGCACUACGUGGCCACCAAGAAGGGUGUGGCCACGCUCGCCAUCAUUCUAGGCACCUUCGGCUCGAGCUGGCUACCCUUCGCCAUCUACUGCCUGGUGGGAGAGCACGAAUACCCGUCGGUAUACACAUAUGCCACGCUGCUUCCGGCCACCUACAACUCCAUGAUCAACCCAAUCAUCUACGCCUACCGUAAUGCCGAGAUCCAGCGCUCGCUCUACGUCCUCUUCUGCGGCUGCUUUCAGAGCAACUUAGCCAUCCACUCCAGGUCACCCAGUGAAGUUUAG
Messenger RNA from Oncorhynchus gorbuscha (pink salmon), 1202 nucleotides. RefSeq names its product G-protein coupled receptor 6-like. Gene Ontology annotation, biological process: G protein-coupled receptor signaling pathway. Lineage: Eukaryota; Metazoa; Chordata; Actinopteri; Salmoniformes; Salmonidae. Gene Ontology annotation, cellular component: membrane. The record is from RefSeq and is a predicted model, not a curated record. Bases 180 to 1202 code for a protein of 340 amino acids. The transcript has 2 exons. Gene Ontology annotation, molecular function: sphingosine-1-phosphate receptor activity.